Molecule: messenger RNA, 1461 nt
Organism: Striga asiatica
Lineage: Eukaryota; Viridiplantae; Streptophyta; Magnoliopsida; Lamiales; Orobanchaceae
Source: the annotation of a GenBank genome assembly
GUUCAAAUUUGACACUUGAAAACUAAGAACCGAUUUUAUUUCAGCUUCUGUCGAUUAUGAUUCUAUGUCCUAUUGAGUUGCAUCAUUUUCAAACGUCUUAUUUGAGGCAAACACGUUGAACCAAAAUCUUCACUGCACAUAACUGUAGGAAAUCGAACCUGAGGCAGCAUUAUCUUUUACCGUCGUUUUCCCAUAUACAGAACAUAAAUCGCCUGACAUCUGCAGAUAAGGUAAAGUUUGAAAGGGAGAAAAAUUGAAAAAAUAAAAUAAAAAAUAACAAAAAUUGCAAAAAAAUAAAAGGAAAAGAAGGAGUGAUUCUAGCUCAGCCAGAUGCAACCACCGCGCAGCGGCGAGCUGAGCCGGAGCGACGGCGGGCUCGCCAGAUACCGGUCGGCUCCGGCGACUUGGCUCGAAGCUCUACUCGAAUCGGACGACGAGCAGCAGCAGCCGGAGCCAGACGAGGCGGGUUUAGAUAUCCCCAAACCGCCGGCGGAAGCUCCGGCCUCCGACGUCGAUCUGGCGCUGCUGGAGUCCACCGGCGCCAGCGCCGGUGGUUUGAGCAAUUUCCUGAGGAUGAAUAGUUCUCCGGCCGAGUUUCUGUCACUGCUCAACGACUCCGAAGGGUACUUCCCUAAUUUGGGGGUUCCGGCGGGUUAUGGUUUUGCUCCGGCGUCACCUCCGGCGAAGCGCGCUCGCGACGCGGAGGAUUUGGUGGGGCUUUCGCCCAAAUUGUCGCCGCCGUCGUCUUCCUCUCCUGUGAAAAUAGAGAAAGGCGAAUGGUUGCAAGGCGAAGUUGGUCGGCAGAUAGAUGUUGAGAUGGAGAAUCUGUUGGAGGAGUCAGUUAUGUGUAAGGUUCGGGCAAAACGUGGCUGUGCUACCCAUCCUCGCAGCAUUGCCGAAAGGGUGAGAAGGACGCGGAUUAGUGACAGAAUACGGAAGCUACAGGAACUUGUUCCCAAUAUGGACAAGCAAACGAACACUGCAGACAUGUUAGAUGAAGCCGUAGCUUACGUCAAGUAUUUACAGCAACAAAUCCAGAUGGACAUACGUCAAAUACCAUGUCUACUUAAACGAAUUAGAUACUCGCGCAUUUACAGGAACUCACUGAGGACCAGAAGAACUGCAAAUGCUCGACGACAAACUGAAAGUAAACUGGGAAAGUUAUCCUCCAAAUCAAAUCCCACGAGAACUUGCAGGAAGAAGGGGAUUUCUUCUUCGGGAAAUGCUAUUAUGUGGUCACAUGAUCGAGAAGAAUGGCUCUUUCUUUAUCAUAAGCUCCUGGACACACCCUUGAUGCAUCCUGAAAUAACACUUGGAGCAUUCAAAUGCUAUAUCAUCACUCUCCCUUAUGCUUUUCCCACAAUGGCCACACGGGUAUCCAUCGACCGAAACAGCCCGAACGCAGGCAACCGGACACUCAUGGAAUCCGACCGAAACCUCAAAACCGAACUUAAUCUUUGA